This is a messenger RNA of Peronospora matthiolae, 1608 nucleotides long. Lineage: Eukaryota; Oomycota; Peronosporomycetes; Peronosporales; Peronosporaceae. The record is from the annotation of a GenBank genome assembly.
AUGCCUCUUCUGCUGAUUCCGAUCCUACCGAAGCUGACCCGCGCUCCGGUUGACCACCUCGCCGACCCCGCUCCGGCUGACCACCUUGCCGACUCUGUUGGCUUUUCGGUCGGAUCUGAUGACGCCCCGGCGGACGAUGCCUCUUCUGCCGAUUCUGAUCCUACCGAUGCUGACGUGGCUCCGGCUGACCACCUUGCCGACUCUGUUGGCUUUUCGGUCGGAUCUGAUGACGCCCCGGCGGACGAUGCCUCUUCUGCCGAUGCUGAGCCUGCCGAUGCUGACGUGGCUCCGGCUGACCACCUUGCCGACUCUGUUGGCUUUUCGGUCGGAUCUGAUGACGCCCCGGCGGACGAUGCCUCUUCUGCCGAUGCUGAGCCUGCCGAUGCUGACGUGGGUAGUGACCAAGUGCAUGACGUGGACACGACCGAGGUUGACCAGUUAGCUAAGGAGUAUGAUGAUUUACGGAGAGCGGUAGCAACACGUGAGCAGCGUGUUGCUCCACUGUGGAUAGGUUUCGAUGCGCUUGCUUGCAGCUUUGCACAACGUGGUCGGGAGCUUGACCAAUUGAAAACGGAUCGCGCUUUAAGCCACCAAGAGCUUCACCGCUUACGAUCCUCCCAUGCUCCUUUCAUCGAGGAACUAGCACUGUUGAGAGCAGAACGAGAUCUGCUUACUCGCGACCGCCAGGCUCAGCUCAACCAUCUGGGCAACUUCGUUAUGGGGCUUCCGCCGUCGGUGGGGCUCGCUUAUGAUAAGCGGCGGAGAGAGAAGUCAGCGGCCGAUCCUGUGCCACCCCCGAACAAGCGUGCGCGCGUUACGGUCACCUCGAGCUCGGCUUCUAGGUCCCUAUCUGACGUGGUCCCGCCCGUGGACCAUGUGACCCAACAUCGAUCCGCUUCAAAUUUUCUCGGUCAUCCUCGCGUUGCGGUCGGACCAGAUUUGCCUGCCAGCCUUUCCUCUACGGUCGCGGGGCCCGCCGGCCCAACUACCCAUUCACGAUCGGCAUCCACUCACCCCAAGUCCCGGCAGGCGUCUCGCCUUCGCCUCGACGUCCCCAAGAUUCCAGCACGUACGACCAGAAAAUCGUCCAAGCCCAAGACCGUGACCACGCCACUGUCUGUUAUGACUCGGCGGUCACAGACGCAAACACGAGCGCGUUUCCCCUCCGCAUAUCAUGUGCAGGAUAGCGACGGCUCCGUAGAAUCUGCUGAAGAGGCCAUGCUCAUCGCACUGUCACGGUCGCGUUCUUCCGUUCGACGGCGGUCUUCUGUCUCGGCCACAAGAUCUGCUAACGGGAUGGAUGAUACUCCGAUCGAGAUCGAUCCAGCCAUUCAAACACCCGCGACUCGUCCGGAUCCGUCAAGACGUGAUACUCGUACUUCAUCAGCCGUCUCCAGGUCGCCGCCCAUCGCUGCGACACCUCCGACCACAGAGCCACCCAGGGCGUCCGACGAGUCCGAUGGGUCGGUGAGGGUACCAAGCUACGGUCAUGCCCCAGUAAACAAGCUCUUAUCCCCGACCGCCUUCAAGGCUUUACCCCCCGUGCGGUCCUCGCGCGAUAAGUGGAUACCUGGGUAUUGCACUCGUGCAACUUAUGCCCCUGGCUAG